AUGUAUUCAUCGUUAACAGUUGUAAGUUUGGUGUUAAGUUUGAUUUUACUAUGUGAUUCUGAAAGAAUUUUAGUAGUAGUUCCAACUCCAUCGAUAAGUCAUCAGGUAGUAUUCCGACCACUGACGCAAGAAUUGGCUAGACGUGGUCAUGAAGUGGUAGUUCUCACUGCGGAUCCUGCUUUCCCUAAAGGACAAAAUCCUGCCAACCUUACAGAAAUCGACGUUCAUGAUAUAUCAUAUGAACGUUGGAUCAAUGGGAUUAAACAACACGCAGAAGGAAACGGUUUAAAUAAUAAUCAUUAUAAAUUAAUUAAAUCAAUGUUAAAAUUACUACCUUCUAUAUUUGAAAUAGAAAUGAAUAAUACUGAAUUCCGUAAGGUUAUAUCUGAAGAUAGAAAAUUCGACUUAGUCAUACUUGAGGCUUGUAUGCGACCUACUCUUGUACUUCCCUACAUUUUAAAGACACCUGCCAUUGCUAUGAGUUCUUUUGGAGCUAUGAUGGGUCACUAUAACACAUUUGGAGUACCGUCUCAUCCCAUGCUAUAUCCGAUUCCGAUUCGGCAAAGACUAUAUAAUCUUACUCUGUGGGAGAAAGUGACAGAACUGUACAACCAUUUUUAUUUGGAAUAUAUUUUUGAUCACAAUGAGCACAUUGAGAACGAAGUUGUAAGAAGGGUGUUUGGUUCUGAUAUACCUCCAUUAAUUAUGGUAAUAGCAGAAUAUAACAAUAGGCUGACGUCACACAACGUCGUGAUGUGCUUAUUCCAAAUUGGGUCUUAUUUGAGGCUAUUCAAAGCUGGAGUGAAUAGGCAUUUUACUGGACAAACGCUUAACAUUAACGGCCACGUCACCGCUUAA
Molecule: messenger RNA, 858 nt
Organism: Hyposmocoma kahamanoa
Lineage: Eukaryota; Metazoa; Arthropoda; Insecta; Lepidoptera; Cosmopterigidae
Exons: 2
Coding region: 1-858 (285 amino acids)
Molecular function (GO): UDP-glycosyltransferase activity
Source: RefSeq, a predicted model, not a curated record